This is a messenger RNA of Rhineura floridana, 3800 nucleotides long. It is a transcript of the gene TIRAP, whose product is annotated as TIR domain containing adaptor protein. Bases 1283 to 1939 code for a protein of 218 amino acids. The transcript is spliced from 4 exons. The record is from RefSeq and is a predicted model, not a curated record. Gene Ontology annotation, biological process: signal transduction. Lineage: Eukaryota; Metazoa; Chordata; Lepidosauria; Squamata; Rhineuridae.
GCAACUUUGCAGCCUGAUCUUAAGCUAAUUUACUAAAAAGUCAACGCCACUGGGUUGAACUCUCAAAUCAAGCGUCCAGACUUGCAGUUUCAACGUCUCGUGUGAAAACAACAGAUGAAAAGGGAAAAGAGAGAGUCUAGCCCAUAUUUUAACGCAAUUCGGGUUUUUUUAAUGAGAAGUUGCAAUGGAACUUCUUCCGUGUACUAAAUAUUGCUAGACAAAAACAGGAUUGCUAUUUCUUUUAAGUGUUGUAGAAUUUAAGGCUGCAGCCUGGUGCUAAAUUAGAAGUCAGGCCAAUUGACCUCCACGGGACGCACAGGAUCCGGCCGCACUUAACUCACCGGUGGGGGUGGGAAGAAGCUAUGCUGGACGAUAUUUAAAUAAAACCAAACCCUGCAAAGGGUAGGGUAGAGGAUAACUAAAAUGGUUUUGUUCAGGUUUUUUUUAAAAAAAGUUACAUCAGCCCUGGAACUUCCAAGAAUAGCUUUAUAAGACAAUCCUAUAGGAACGUAGGAAUUUGCUUUAUACUGAGUCAGAUCAAUGAUCCAUACAGCAUUAUUAUUGGCAGAAAAGGACCUUUGCUGUCGGGGGAAAGAAAAAGUCAAGGAAAAGAGGUUUUAUUCAUUUGCAGAAAUAAACAGCCUCCAUGCCUACCUCGCGCAAAAACUUGCAAACACAAGAUCCUCCUUAAAAAGGAGCUGAGUGUACGGGGCCCCGAGACGUGUUGGCGCCCUUGGCACACAGGCAAAGAGGGAAGUAACCCGGCCGAGUUCCUUCGGAGGCAGGCACCGAUCGCGCCCUCUCCAAGAGACGGCCCGCUUCGUCUCGGCUCCCCGAUUUCUCACAGGCAAGAAACCCGGACCCAAUUCUGACCAUCGCGACUGAAUUACGCCACUUCGCUUCUCCUCAGAACUGGCUUGCAGAGGGAGAGGUUGCUCCAUCCCCGGCUGGCGUCCUUUGCGCCCUUACUUCGGUGUAAGCCCCACUGAACUUGGUGAGACCGUCUUUUUCUGAACUCUGGUUGGGUCCGUCUUCCUCUUUCCUGGCCGCCGCUUCGCUCAUGCCUCCCCUUCAAGAGUGGGGGAGGCGGCCCCAGGGGACACCCAACCCCCCCCCCCCGAGUUAAGCGGCUAGUGAGGAAGAAGGGCCGCCGCUUCGCCGAGGUCGAUGCAGAAACAAGAUGGAAUCAAUCGCCUUAUGAAUGAAAAUGUGCAAAACUGACAAGGACAAGAAAUCCCAAGAAGAUAGGUGUGGAUGAUUCUCCUUGAGACUUCCUCCUGAUAUGGCAGGCUGGUUCAAGGCAUUCCUGCAGAAGCACAAGAACAAUUCCAGCUCCUCAAGCAGCCAGUUGGACCAUGCUUCUAAAUAUUCGCCUUCGUUGCCUUCACCUCCUCCAGUGAAAAGCUCUAGCACUCCAGCUAACAGCUCGACGGCCAGCCCCAAACAGGUGCCCUCUGCCUUCCAGGUAAGCGUGAGCAGUUCCGAUAGCGCCCGCUGGAGCAAACUGUACGACGUGUGCAUCUGCCACAAUGAGGAUGACCUUGGAUUUGUGGAGGAGCUGGCCUCCUACCUGGAGAGCCAGCCGGAACACUUCCGCUGCUUUCUUCAGCUGCGGGAUGCUGCUCCUGGGGGUGCCAUUGUUACAGAGCUGUCCGACGCUGUCCAGAACAGCCACUGCUGGGUGCUGCUGAUCACGCCCAACUUCCUCAAGGAUCCCUGGUGCCGCUACCAAAUGCAUCAUGCUUUGACGGAGGCACCCAUGGCGAACGGGCGCGCCAUCCCUGUGCUGAAGGACAUGGACCGCAGAGACUACCCUCAGGAGCUCCGGUGCCUCUACUACAUCAGUGUAGCACUCCAGGAGACCAGCUUCCGAAAGAUCAAAGAGACGGUGGUACGCUAUCUACAGGAGCUCUGUCAGAACACAAGAAGCAGAAAUUAACUGGGAGUCUGGCAGGAGCAACAGUGUUUCUGGUAUAAGUAAAGGCUGCGUCAACAGAACAUCUUUGUGCAAAUGGGAACAUUGUGGUGUUCUCUCCAGUGAAGCGGACCUUUCUCACUAUUUGAAGGGCAGAUUCCAUCCUAUCUUGUGGUUGGCGUUCCACUGUCUAGAAAGAGCACUGGCUGCGUAUAAUUCUGGGGUACUGUUAUUCCAGUAGUACUAACUGGAAUGAUUGUGAUUGUCGCGGGCAACACUAUCACAGGAGCACUAAUAUUAACAAAUCGGAUCUGCAGCAAAAUACUGCAGUGUGAAGUACUCCAGCUCAUUGUCCCAACUAGCCAGUCACACCCUCCUUCAUAAUAUUCCAUUCCAAUCUCUCCCAGCCCCAGUUUCCCAGUCCACCCACAGUAGUGAAUCAGCAUUCCGUGGCCACUGAGCAUAUCACGUUCACAUUGUACCCCAUUGACUCCCCCCUGUUCCAACUUGAUUUCUUUAAGAGUGGGUCUCCUUGGGAUACAUUUUUUUUUUGCUUCUAAAUCCCUUUAGGACCUGAAAUGGUCCAAACUGGUGAGGGACAUGAAUCUCAAGGAAACGGUUAUUUCUUUGCAGACAGUACAGUACAGCAAGGGCCCUGCUCAUACAGCAGGUUCUGUUCCGGACCGCCGCCACAAAGCGAAAUCCGCCGCAAAGCAGAAUGCAUUGACUAACGUUGACAAAAAUGGCGCCCGAUGUCCGAAAAACGUCUUAAAACCGGAACAAGCGCUGUAGGAGCGGGGCCUUUCUGCAAUUGACAACCGCUGUAUCGGUGGAACGCUGCAAAGCGGAGCGCCGCAAAGCGGGGCCCUACUGUAUAAAAAUGCCUCUGACACAAGGCUUCAUCAUAGGCCUGACUGCCAAACCAUAUCUUGAAUUUGGACCUUAUUCGGAAUUAUUGGGUUGUAGGCAUGUUCCUUUUUUCCACUUGCCUUUUACUAUAUAGACUAGACUACCUUCUCAUGCUUCUGUCCAGGAUUAUAUAGAUCGGGAGUGGGAGCCUUGUUCAGCCCCAGGGCCUCAUUCCCUUCUGGGCAACCUUCUGAAGGCUGUAUGCCAGUGGUAGGCAGGGCCAGAGGCAAAAGUGGGUGGAGCAACAAAGGUAAUAUUUUUUCCCUUUAUACAGUAGGCUACUUUCUCCGCACACUCCCACCCCUCUCUAUUCCCCAUCCAGGCUUCCAAGAGGCAUUAUCACAGUUCAUUCAAGCCAGGCAAAAGGGGCAGUGAGGGGUGUGGCCUUGGAAGAGUUGUGAGGGCCAGAUAGACUACUUGCAGGGCCCCAUGCCAGAGGUUCCCCACCCCGAUACACAGAUUUUGUCUGUUCCUGCCUCUCCUUCAGCCCAUCACAUGCAAUUUUGGAUAUAAAUAAUACGCUUCAUUCUUCAUUUCUCCCCUACCACAACUUAGAUGUAUAUCCACGAGUCCGACGGUGGAUACUGUGAAGAAAGUUAACAGCCAGUCUAAUACUUAACAACUUUUCUGAUCCGCUGUAUGUUUUAGCCCAGGAAUGGGGAACCUGUGGCCCUCUAAAUGUUGGCUGUCUCAUCAGCCUGCAGGGCCGAUGGUCAGGGCUGAUGGAAGCAGUAGUCCAGCAAUAUCUGGAGGGCCACAGGUUCCGUUUUGGCCUGUGGAAGGGGCGUCUCAAUGUCUUGUUUGGAUAUUCAGCUUCUCCAUUUUGCAGCACAGUACCCGAAGAAGCAGAGAUGAGGGCCAACUCUUCAUUGUCAGGGUUUAUUUUUGUAAUGUUAUCGAACAUGAUUUUUCUGUGUUUAAACUGUAACUUAACUCAAUUUUAAAUGAGAAUAAAGUGGCCUUUUUUUAAAAAAAA